This is a messenger RNA of Eremomyces bilateralis CBS 781.70, 689 nucleotides long. RefSeq lists its product as uncharacterized. Lineage: Eukaryota; Fungi; Ascomycota; Dothideomycetes; Eremomycetales; Eremomycetaceae. The coding region runs from base 18 to 689 and encodes 223 amino acids. The record is from RefSeq and is a predicted model, not a curated record. The transcript has 2 exons.
CAAAACGGCGCAUCGCCAUGUUCUUUUCACCCUCCAUUUCUGCUGCCAUCUGCUCCGGUAUCGUGUGCUUUUCAAUCGUUGGAUCCACUUCCGUAGUUCCAUCUCCCCCAAGUUGUCAAGUGAACAUGGACGGUCCCGCCGCCCAACAGCAAGUCCUACGACAUAUUUCCGCUGGAGAGGCCGUUCCAGCGGAAGCACUGCAUCCACUGUGGUCUGCCUUGCCACCACUCUCCGUGUCCGAGGCGAUCGGCACCUAUCGGGGCGGAUAUUUCGAUGGGGGUAAGAAACCGAGCCCGAUCAACUGGUUCGGGAAACAGAUUGCGUCUGAGAACGCUGUCAACCCGUUGCUCUGCCACCCCCCCGGACCGACGAAUGGAACGGUCAAUAAGGACGUGAUCUUUCCGUACCCAAGGAAGGACAUCGCUCGAGCUCGGAACGUAGAGCACCAGGGUGUUGUCACUGCGACGAUCAUCUACAAUAAAGUGCCAUUGAUGGACUAUUUCCGCGUUGUCAGACCAGGGAAGGAUUUGCUCAUUCUAGGGAAGAGCGACUGGAAUGGAUCGCUGGCCGAACCCGCGUAUUUCUGGUUGGAGAGGGUUGAAGGAGUCGAAAUCAAAUUUGAUGUCACCAAUCCGAUGGUGAAAGGAAACGUGACGAUCAAACAUAUCGAUUUCGCGGAGAAGGACUAG